This is a messenger RNA of Bipolaris victoriae FI3, 2913 nucleotides long. RefSeq lists its product as hypothetical. Gene Ontology annotation, molecular function: serine-type carboxypeptidase activity. Gene Ontology annotation, cellular component: fungal-type vacuole. The record is from RefSeq and is a predicted model, not a curated record. The transcript has 3 exons. Lineage: Eukaryota; Fungi; Ascomycota; Dothideomycetes; Pleosporales; Pleosporaceae. Gene Ontology annotation, biological process: proteolysis. The coding region runs from base 1 to 2913 and encodes 970 amino acids.
AUGAGCGCACCAACCAUUCUCACGAUACCCAUCGAACUACGAGAGCUCAUUUACGAGUUUCUCUUUGGUAGCUACACCAUUCGACACGGCUUCAAACACCCAGGCCUUCCCAGCAGCAAAACGGACGCCUCUAAUCGCACAUCACUACUUCUCACUUGUCGCCAGAUCUACACCGAGGCCAGCCGCCAUCUUCCGCUCAACUGCACCCUUCACUUCCGCGGUACUGAGAACUUGCUCGAAACACUCCUCUCGAUCGAUCAGAGUGUACUGACCCGCUUGCGCCACAUUCGGGUUCGCGCGUAUCCAUUCCCCUUGUACACUGGAGAGACUACGCAUUACUAUCCUACCUACUAUGCAGCAAAUGCGCUUAAUCUGCUACCUGGUCUGUGUCUCGACACACUAGUCGUGGAAGACUGCUGGCAUGGCUUUGGCAUGUGCGAUGGCUGGCGAGACGUUACAACUUACUUCGAUAUCGAAAGCCUCCUCAAUAGCGAUGCUUGGAAACAACUUAUCUACAUAACACCUUGUACCGACUUCAUCGCCUCGGGCUACGAUCACCGGCACAAACGGUCAGCCCAGCCCGAAAACUGGGAUGCGCUUAUCAAGGAACGUGAUGGAGUCGAGUACGGCGCCGAGGUCAAGAUGUACAUUGUUCCGUACGACCAACAAGCAGCUACUGGCUGUGAAAAAACCGAGGAUGGACGAGCCAUGCAGCCCUGGGCAGCAAAACCAGGAGAUAAAGUCAACGAGGACUGGCGGAUCGCAGGACCAGAGCAAGAUAUGAAGGGCGAGGUCAGGAUCCUGGCGAAGCGAGGUAAACGGGCAAGAGUAGUACAGUUGGGUCUCAGCGAAAAAAGAACUUGGAAAGAAAUCAAGGGGACAGCUGUUGGUGGCUUUGCCCCCGAAGCACUUGUUGCUGUUGGCUUUGGGUUCUCACUUGCCCAGCAGUAUCCGCUUCCUGUUACCUAUGACACCACUCUCAAAUCACCCGUGGACCCUAGCAUCACCAUCUCCUUCAAGCAGCCUGAAUCCGACAUAUGCUCUACAACCGCUGAAAUGCAGAAGCAGUACUCGGGCUAUGUCAAUCUUCCUCCGUUUACGCUUGCGCCCUUUCAGCAAAACUAUUCAAUCAACACCUUUUUCUGGUUCUUUGAGGCUCGAGACAACCCAGAGGCUGCACCAUUAACAAUAUGGCUGAACGGUGGACCUGGACAGUCUAGCAUGGUUGGCCUCUUUACCGAAGUAGGACCAUGCAGGGUUGUGCAAGGCUCUAAUGACAGCUACACUACACAGCCCAGGCCCUGGGGUUGGGAUCGCAGUUCCAACAUACUCUUCAUCGAUCAGCCCACUCAGACCGGCUUCUCCUAUGAUGAGCGGGUGAAUGCGUCUAUAGAUUUCAGUAACGAUGAUCCAACAGGAUUGGAUGCCCGUAAGCAGCCAUCACCCCUUCCGACUGAUGUACCUGUCUGGCGCUUCAAAAACGGGACGUUCGCUUCUGGUCUUACUACAAACACUGAAGACUUGACUGCCAUUGCCGCCAGAUCGACCUGGCACUUCCUGCAAGGUUUUCUCUCCGCUUUCCCUCAGUACAAUCCAGGGGUGCAUCCUGAUAGUGAUGUUGUCGAGUCUGCUGCUAUCAAUCUGUUUGCCGAGAGCUACGGGGGCAUGUAUGGCCCCAUCUUUGCAGAUUUCUUCGAAGCUCAAAAUGAGGGAAGAAAAGAUGGAAAGGUACCAAGCGAUGCAUUGGAGAUCCGUGUGGGUUCAGUAGGCAUUGUUGAUGGUGUCUUGGAUGUUAUAACAACCACAACAUCAGGCCUGGAAUUUGCAUACAACAACACAUAUGGUAUCGAAGGCAUCAACAUUACAACCUACGAGAAUGCAAUAGCGGCAGUCAACGGAGAGAUGGGCUGCAGGGAUCUGAUAACGCAAUGUCGUGUGCUUGCAGCAAAGAACGAUCCCGAUAAUCUCGGUACCGAUGAGGACACUAACAAGCUUUGCGCAGGUGCUCUACUAACCUGCCAAUUGGCUGUUUUGCCUGUCAUGGCUAUCGGCAGAAGCGUUUAUGACGUGCGAGUGGAGCCUCAGGUUGGGCCGGCUGCCUCCUAUGUAGAAUAUCUGAAUGAUGCCAGGGUUCUACAGUCCAUCGGCGCUUCAGUCAACUUCACCUCAAAUAGCAUUACUGUUGAGAAUUCUUUCAAUUUCAACGGAGAUGCUGCUCGUGGGACGCAGCUGACCUCUCUGGCGCGCUUGCUCGCUCGUGGCAUCAAGGUGGCCUUAAUAUACGGUGACGCAGAUGUCCUAGGCAACUGGUAUGGAGGCCAGAAUGGAUCCCUCGAGCUAUCUAGUCUUGUUCCAGGGUACGAUACCGCAUUCCCAGCUGCUGGCUAUGCCGAUAUCGUUGUCAAUCCAUCUUACGUUGGCGGAGCCGUGCGUCAAUAUGGCAACCUUUCAUUCUCUCGAAUCUACGAUGCUGGUCACCAGGUACCCUAUUACCAACCAGAAACCGCAUUUGCUGUCUUCAGUCGGACCAUUCAAGGUCGUGACAUCAGCACGGGUCGCGAGGCUGACUUGUCAACGUUUGCAACCGAAGGACCCAACACUUCUGAUCAUAAGAAUGUGGUGCCGCCUCAGCCAGACUCAGCCUGCUGGAUCAGAGACGCCGUUUCUACUUGUAAAGAAGAAGAAUGGGCUGCUAUUCGCCAGGGCAAGGGUACAGUCAAGAACGGCAUAUGGAUGCCUUCAGAAAGCAUCGAAGCAUUUGAGAAAACGUCGGGAAUUUCGUCACUACAACAAAGUUUCCUACUCCGCCUCUUCCGUCGCGACGCACCUCCAGAACAAGGGAAAAGGGGCAAGAGAAAUACAAAGAUGGUCAUCAUUGGGGGAGUUUCUGCGGCGGUUGCGUUUCUGUUGUGA